This is a messenger RNA of Seminavis robusta, 656 nucleotides long. The record is from the annotation of a GenBank genome assembly. NCBI's taxonomy places the organism in Eukaryota, Bacillariophyta, Bacillariophyceae, Naviculales, Naviculaceae.
UUGAAGAUUGAUUGAUCAUUCUUCGCCGAAGAGACUUACUUCUUCGCCGCGGAGAGGUCCGUCCGAGGUUCACCACGAUAACCAUUUCUCGAGAUCUUAUCAUCUUAUCAUCCACCAUGAUGAUGUUCUCCUUCCGGGCUGCCCUGUUGUUGCUGCUGUUGACCCUGGUCUCGUCGGCUGCUGCCGACCAGAAUGAGUGUUAUGAUGGAAAGUUAACUUAUUGCUUGGAGAAGCUCAAGUUGACCCAAGAUGAAUGCAGCAAAAAAGCAACGGAAUGGUGCUCUGCUUCUACUGGUACUGCGACCAGUACAAAGGAUUGUUACCAAGGCAAGCUGGAGUACUGCUUGAAGAACAUGGGGCUCUCGGAAAACGAAUGCAAGGAGAAAGCGGAGGGUUGGUGUCAGCAAAAGAAAAAGGAGGGCUUGGAAGAUCAAAAGUGAAAUUUCGGCUGCCCGAAUGGAGCCUUAUUUCGUGUAUGAACACCUUAAUAAGCUAGCUAGUUGUUUUUGAUGUUUUUGUAAGCUUGAAUCGAAUCAAUCAGAUUACGUGCCGUACAUGUAGUAUCUCUGAAAUAAUACAUGUACCUAUUGCAUGGAACAUUAAUAAUAAUAAUGAUAUCUUUUCCUGCAGACUAGCUACCUGGUAGCUACCUGGUA